AUGUACACCGCGAAGUCCGAUCUGUUCACGAAGUGUCUCUUCUACUUCUUCAAAAUUUUCGGUGUAGCUCCGAUUAGUUAUCGCAGUGGAGUCAUCCCUCCAUUCGCAACUUCCAGACUAGCUAUAUUCCACAAUGUUCUGUUAUCCUGUCCGGUUAUCGGCUUCAGUUACUUCAGCUUGAGACACGCAUUGUACAGCGAUAACGCGGGGAGGAUCGCCUUCGAGAAGAUCGUAGACACGGUACAAACCAGCUUCACAAUACUCACGGCACUUUUCGUGCUGGCUGUCUUCUGUAUCCUCCAGGAGAGGGUCGUGGAUCUCGCCAACAGGCUGCAGGCGAUCUACAAGCUCACGACGUGUAUGACGUAUAAGAUGGGACACGAUGUCAAUAUCGGGCCAUCGUCGCUUCACACAAGCGUAACGCGAAUCAUGCUCGUGACCCUGAUGACAGCAGUUCUGUGGUUCAUCACAACUUUCCUUAACUUCGACGUGUUCUUGCUCUACUUCCUCGUCAUGACUCUGGACAACCUCGUCAUCUUUUCCAUGCUCCUGCAGUACAGCCUCGUCCUGAAGGUUCUCCAUUAUCUCUACCAGUGGGUCAAUGCCGAUCUGACUUCACUCCUCAAAACCGCGAACGCCGACGAUUUUCCGAAGACAAUGACAAGGCUGUCCCAGUUGCGCUGUAUCCACGUCUCCUUGAGCCAUGUCUCCCGAGACGUCUCCUGCUUCUAUUCCCUACCGAUGCUCGUCUGCUUUAUCAACGCGUUUCUAGCGCUGAUCAUCUAUGGUUACUACGUCGUGAAGGCUGUGGUCGUACAGAGCAGCAGCAUACCGACCGUUGUAAUACUGCACUGCCUGGCACUAGUGGUGAUGCACUUACUGUCGAUUGCCAUUCUUGCAAGGGCUGCUGGUAUCACUGUUCGCGAGAGCAAAGCAACGGGGGAGAUCAUCAGUGAGUCGAUAGCAAUUUGUCAAAGUGAACGUGUUGUUAAACAACUGAAGGAAUUCUCGAUAUAUUUGUUGCACAAAAGCGUGGGCUUUUGCGUUUUUCAUCUCUUCCCGCUGAAUGAGACGCUGGUAGUGUCGAUUAUAAGUUCCAUUACUACAUACUUGGUGAUACUCAUACAAUUUAAGGAAAGCAAUCAACAGUGA
Messenger RNA from Nasonia vitripennis (jewel wasp), 1152 nucleotides. It is a transcript of the gene Gr24, whose product is annotated as gustatory receptor 24. Gene Ontology annotation, biological process: sensory perception of taste. NCBI's taxonomy places the organism in Eukaryota, Metazoa, Arthropoda, Insecta, Hymenoptera, Pteromalidae. Gene Ontology annotation, cellular component: axon; membrane; neuronal cell body. The coding region runs from base 1 to 1152 and encodes 383 amino acids. The transcript has 5 exons. The record is from RefSeq and is marked inferred.